AUGGCUGGGGAAGAUGAGUGGCACUUGAUCCUGAACACAGAUGAGCUUGCCGCUGUUCCUUCUAAGCCCACGAUGAAGGUGCUACAGAUAGAAUCUACGGACAUUCUGUUGAUGAUGGGCCAUGGGAAAUACUAUGCUCUGGAUGCUCGUUGUGGACAUCGGGGAGGACCAUUGCAUGAAGGCGACUUAGAGGAUCUUGGAUCGACCGGAUCGUCUCUGGGGCUGUGCGUUCGUUGCCCGUGGCAUGGCCGGCGCUUUCAGGCCGAGACCGGAAUCGAGGUCGGCAAAGAUGACGUGCUUUUGGCACCCAUGCAGCGCUGCCACGAGCUACGCUUGGAUGGUCGUGGUCUUCAUGUGCGACUCACGAACGAGGGCCACUAUGCCUCGGAGCGACAAUCGAAAAGAAAGCAAAAACGACAACCCAAAAAUUGA
Messenger RNA from Durusdinium trenchii, 432 nucleotides. The record is from the annotation of a GenBank genome assembly. Lineage: Eukaryota; Dinophyceae; Suessiales; Symbiodiniaceae.